Vigna angularis (adzuki bean) is the source of this 318-nucleotide messenger RNA. RefSeq lists its product as uncharacterized. Bases 1 to 318 code for a protein of 105 amino acids. NCBI's taxonomy places the organism in Eukaryota, Viridiplantae, Streptophyta, Magnoliopsida, Fabales, Fabaceae. The record is from RefSeq and is a predicted model, not a curated record. The transcript has a single exon.
AUGGGUGGCGGAGGAGUUAUGAGGACGGCGGCGAAGGGUACCGGCAUUGGCGUCUUCUGGUCGGGUCUCCGUGGGUUUCCGGUGGCGCUCCCGACCGAGAAAUCGGUUCGCAACGCGUCGCCACCCUUGUCUGUCGCUGGCGUACUGUCGCAGGGAGCGAAGACCGCCGAGGUUGUCUCGGUGCACACGGCGGCAUCGUGGGAUGAGUGGGACUCCGCCGACAACAGCGGUUUGGUUGUGCCGAGGGUGUUGUUCGUUUCUGUCCCCAAGGAAGCUAAGAAAGCCAUUGCAGACUUGAAGGACGCCAUUGAUCAGUAA